Loa loa (African eye worm) is the source of this 1179-nucleotide messenger RNA. RefSeq lists its product as hypothetical. The transcript is spliced from 9 exons. Bases 1 to 1179 code for a protein of 392 amino acids. The record is from RefSeq and is a predicted model, not a curated record. Lineage: Eukaryota; Metazoa; Nematoda; Chromadorea; Rhabditida; Onchocercidae.
AUGGUGACAGGAAUAAAACCGAUAGAAAAGCAUAAUGAUAAUACAGAGAAUGAGCAGAAGCCGACAAGACGAAGGUGGAAUUUAGAACAACUCCGAGCCGGUGAUACUUUUCUUUCGUUACAAGCUGCUACAAAUAAGUAUGAUUCGCAAAAAGGUAUGACUGCGCCCGGCAUGCCGCGAUGGAAUAUAACCAAGGACAAGCAUCUUGGUUUCAUAAAUCCUGACCGGAAAAGUGAAGAAUUGCUGACAGCACAAUACGGAAGCAACCAAUAUGCAUCGCAAAAGGGUCUAACACCGAUUGGUGCAUCAAGAAACCAAAUAUUAAAAGUAGAAUAUAAAAAAGACUGGGGGACAGUACUUGAUAAACAAAGUGAAAAACUUAUACCUAAGCAGUCUGGUGAUUACGGAAUGGCUACGCAAUCCGGAGAACGUUCGAUGGGUUCUCACCGUAAUCAAGUGCCGAUUAUUAGAGGACGUUUACCACGGGAUCGGCGUACACAUGGUGUAUUGUGUUAUCAGUAUGGUAGCAACAUAUUUGCUUCUCAACAGGGUAUGAAUGCACCGCCUGGAAUCGGUGCAGUUCGACAAGCUACCAUGGAAAUCGAAGGACUUGGUUUUACAGAGGAUGGUUUACGAAAGGGCACUGCAUUUACACCGUGGUACUCGGGACAAAACAAAUUUGCCAGUCAAUCAGGCACUGGUGGUUUUCUGAAAAUUCGUGAUGUAUUACCAAAUUCGAAGGGUGGUAAAGAAAUUGAUGAAGCGCUGAAAAUUAAAUCAGAGGGCAUAGUACCACUUCAGGCUGGUACCAACAAACUUGCAUCUCAGAAAGGCAUGACAGGCUUUGGAACACGAAGAAAUGUACUGCUAAAGCAAGCGUGGAAAAAAGAAUGGAUUGAAGAGUAUGAGCAGGCGCUACGGGAAUUUGAAGAUAUUCUACCACUUGGCUCGGCAACUGCCGCUGAUUCAUUUGGACAUUUCAAACAGGAAUUCGAGAAAAGGAGAGAUGUGGAGAAGUCAAUAGAAAAUAGAGAGAAGGAAGAAUAUGAAAAGGAGGAAGAAGAAGAAGGAGAUGACGAGGAAGAAAAUGAAAAGGAUGAAGAUGAAGGAGAUGACGAGGAGGAAGAAGAUGAAGAGAUAGAAGAAAAUGACGAAGAAGAAAUGGAGGAAGAAGAAUAA